Messenger RNA from Sorex araneus (European shrew), 1186 nucleotides. RefSeq names its product reactive intermediate imine deaminase A homolog (gene RIDA). The transcript has 6 exons. The record is from RefSeq and is a predicted model, not a curated record. NCBI's taxonomy places the organism in Eukaryota, Metazoa, Chordata, Mammalia, Eulipotyphla, Soricidae. Gene Ontology annotation, molecular function: deaminase activity. Gene Ontology annotation, cellular component: cytosol. Bases 144 to 548 code for a protein of 134 amino acids.
UAAGUCCCAGGAUGCCGGGCGCGGCCGCCCCGGGGAGGACUCGUUUCCCCCUGUGACUGCAGCCCGGGUCGGGUCAGUCCUGCGAUCGCGACUCGCGCGUGCGCUCGUUCUCCUUCUGGCGCUGCAGAGAAACCGGCUGAGCCAUGACUUCCUUGAUCAAGAAGGUGAUCAGCACCAACAAGUCCUCAGCGGCUAUUGGGCCCUACAGUCAAGCAGUGCUGGCCGACAGGACCCUUUACAUUUCUGGACAGGUGGGCAUGGACCCUUCUGGCCAACUGGUGCCCGGAGGCGUGGUGGCAGAGGCUAAACAGGCCCUGACCAACAUAGGCGAGAUCCUGAAAGCCGCGGGCUGUGACUACACCAACGUGGUGAAGACCACCGUCUUGCUGGCCGACAUCAACGACUUCAAUACUGUCAACGAGGUCUACAAGCAGUUUUUCAAGAGCAACUUUCCUGCAAGAGCUGCUUACCAGGUGGCCGCUUUGCCCAGAGGAAGCCGGGUAGAGAUCGAAGCCAUCGCCCUCCUGGGCCCCCUCACCACAGCAUGACUAAGCGGCCCCAGUGUCCUCUAGCCCGAGGCCUCGUGCCGUUUCCAAAUCAACACCUUAAUUUUCACCACUAAUCUCCGAACCAGGAAGAGUGGCCAUCUGCCAUUCUGACGGGAAAUACCACGUGAUUGAAUCGGAGUGAAUGAAGGUUAGGUGAGGAAUCCCGUCACGGAGGCCUCAAAUCACACCCGAGACACUCGCCACAUCGCCACUCGGAUCAAGAAGAGCAAAGGCACAAGCAGGAAAGACGCAUGCCUGCUCCGGAAGUGACAGAGAUGACGCUUAAUCCGAUUAAUUCCUACUCCUCUCACUAAGUGGACUUUUUACACUUGUGUCUGAUUUUGCUUUGAUUUAAACAAAAUCCAGGUAUUCAGGUUUGACUGCAGCAAAAGAGAAAUAAUUGUGCCAACACUUUACAUAGGUCGUAUUUUUCUAAUGGAAAUAAAAUAAGUAUUCAGAUUAAUUCCUCUUCAGCCAAUAAUGUGAACUUUUUUUCAGGUCAAGUAUGAUUUUGCUUGGAUUUAAGUGAAAUUCAGGUAUUCAACUUUGAUUGCAGUAAAGGAGAAAUAAUUGGACCAACAUUUUAUAUAGAUAAUACUUUUCUAAUGGAAAUAAAAUAGAUACCAGAUUUUCCUUGG